AUGUCUGCACAUCCUAAAACAACAAUUCGUAUUGCCUCAAAAUCAUUGCGUGUACCUUUCUUAUUGCAACGUAUUCUAUCCUCCGGUCUACCAUUCAAAGGAUUGAUGUGCUAUGCUGUGGAAGAAGCUCAAUUUUUAUCCAGUUUAGGAUUCGAUGAUUUAUUGAUAGCGUAUCCCUCACAACAGCUAUCGGAUUAUAGAAUUUUGAGAGAUUUACAUGAUCAUCAAAAGAAAACAGUCAGUAUUGUUGUUGAUCAUCCAAAAUCGAUCAAUGAAUUGAAUGAUUACAUGAAAGGAAUCAGUCGACCGUUUCCAGUUAUCUUAGAAUUUGACGUCUCAUUCAGAGCCUUAGGCGGGCGUAUUCAUAUAGGUGCACGCCGGAGUCCAAUACGAACUAUUGCUCAACUCAUUGAAAUGAUUGAAUUUAUUCAACAACUACCGUAUCUUCACUUAGAAGGUCUCAUGGUCUAUGAAAGUCAUAUUGCUGGCAUGGGUGAUACAAAUCCUAAUCAUUUCUGGUUGAAUCCAUUGAUUCGUUACGUUAAACGUAUGUCGAUGUCUCGGAUUCAACAACUUCGACGAGAAAUGAAGCAACUCUGUUCAAAAUAUGGCUUAAAUCUAUUAAAUGGAGGUGGUACCGGCAGUCUAAUGGCAGCUCUUGAAGAAACUACUGUUCUAACCGAAAUUACCAUCGGUUCCGGAUUCUUUCAACCUCAUCUGUUUGAUCACUACCAGCAAAAUCAAGCGAUGAUCAACCACUUUCAUUCUACAUUUGUACCAUCGUGUUAUUUUGCUUUACCCGUUGUACGUAUAUCAGAUGAAGGUGAAUGGGUGACAUGCGCUGGCGGUGGUUAUGUCGCAUCGGGUCGGCCAGGAUGGGAUAAAGUGCCACUACCAGUCUUUCCAGUAGGAUUAUCAUUGAAUAAUAAUGAAGGAGCCGGAGAAGUACAAACGCCACUAAGGAUUGAUCCGAAUCUUAGGAAUGAAACGAUGCACUUCUUCGAACAAAAUCGAGUGGUUUAUUUUCGGCAUGCAAAAGCCGGUGAGUUGGCUGAGCGAUUUAACUUUUGUUUCAUAGUAGAUGGUGGGCACAUCAUUGAAAUAGUUAAAACCUACCGAGGAUACGGACAGUGUUUUUUCUAA
Rotaria socialis is the source of this 1143-nucleotide messenger RNA. The record is from the annotation of a GenBank genome assembly. Lineage: Eukaryota; Metazoa; Rotifera; Eurotatoria; Philodinida; Philodinidae.